Neohortaea acidophila is the source of this 1450-nucleotide messenger RNA. RefSeq lists its product as uncharacterized. The record is from RefSeq and is a predicted model, not a curated record. Bases 262 to 1185 code for a protein of 307 amino acids. The transcript has 4 exons. Lineage: Eukaryota; Fungi; Ascomycota; Dothideomycetes; Mycosphaerellales; Teratosphaeriaceae.
UGCCGUCGAGUUAUCAUGCGCUCGCUGCCCGUUUCCGAGAUGAUAAGAUUCGGGAUAGAGUGUGCUGAGGAGGAUUGAUACAUCGUCUUUGUUUCUGCUCUACUCUCAAGACGAAUUGAUCGAUUACGUCGAAGACUCCAGCGAUACCGAGCUCGAGGAUGAGCACAGACUAUCGAUAGGGCCCUGCCACAGCCGCACCCGAGUGUCUUGGAAGACGCCUGAGCAGGAACUCGGCUGGUUUACUCGCCUUCACCCGUCAGCAUGCUGUGCACCCGCCUGUUAGCGCUUUUGGCUCUGCCACUGCUCGCGAUAUGUUUUUCGGAAGUCGACAAUACACAACUUAAUGCCAACAACCACGACAGAGAUCCGCGCGAUUUCGUGGCCGACCUCUUACGGAAACGAGUCACAAACACCACGACGACUACGACCACUUCAACGUCGACGACAUCAACCACGCAAUCAUCGUCAUCUUCUAUUACCAGCUCCUCCACCACUUCUAAGGACGAUACCAGCCCUACAACUACUUCCCCCACGACCAGCAAGAGCACCUCCAAGAGCACCUCCAAGAGCACCACUACCCAAGUCGUUGUACCCGUCACAUCGACAACCACAUCUAAGAGCACGACAAUCACCAAAACUACCUCUGCCCUGCAAUCCACUGCCGAGACAUCAGUAGUGGAGAAGACGACCACCACCAACGCGAAAGGCGCAGCAUCCACCAGCACAGCAACGAAACCCGCCACCGUAAUCAAAACCACAAACUCCAACGGCAAAGCAAGCACGCACACCUCCACCCUCUCCACCGUCAAAUUAACCCAACACGCCGCCGAAACCACGACCCUCCCUAACGGCCACUCCGUCAUCCUCAGCGGCUCCAAAAGCGGCGCCGUCGUCACCACCACAGACGACCACGGCAGCGUCGUCAUAGCGACCUACACCCCGCCUGUCCACGACGUCAGCGAAAUCGUCUACCAGACCACGCAUGUGGGCGGCCAUUUGACGACGCUCACGACGUACGUACCCGCGGGCAGCGCGUCGCCCGCUGCGGGCCGGGGUGGUAGUGGCGGGUCCUCGGGAGGUAAGGACCCGCAGCUUCAGUCUGGACAGGCGAAGACGACGGCGAAGUAUGGUGCGGAGCUGGCGGCGUUGCUGAGCAUUGCUUUUGGGUUUGCGGCGAUCUUGUAGGGAGCUGUGAUGUCGAACAUCGCAAAGGGAAUGCAUCUCGUGGUGUUUUGGCAUUUUAUAACGAUGUACAUGGCCGCUUAACUUAUACAUUGUCGUAACAGGAGACAGCCUCGCGCCAAAGAGCCAACUCGCGACUUGCUUGGCCCAAGCUUGUGAAGUUCGGCCAACUCUACCUCACUUGCUCGGAACUUGUGCCCUCACUCAACCCCAUAAGAACGGCAUAUCGGCACAAAUAGAACCAAUUGCCGACAGUGGACACCUUGGU